AGCUUUGACGCUCGCCAAGCCCCCCGUCAUAUUCGAGGACAUGGGACCGUGAAAGUAUGGCGGAUGCCGAGGAGUCGGAGAAGAAAAGAAGGCGAAUAGAAGACCUGACAGACAAGUUAGUGACGAAUGCUAAUGAAAGAAUGGCUGUAGAUGGUGGUGCCUGCGACUGGGACGGCCGGUGGAAUCACGUUAGGAAGUUCCUGGAGAGACCCGGUCCGUUCACACAUCCUGAUUUUGAGCCAAGCACAGAGUCUCUACAGUUUCUAUUGGAGACAUGCAAGAUUUUGGUGAUCGGUGCCGGUGGGCUUGGCUGCGAACUGCUGAAAGAUUUGGCCCUAUCUGGGUUCCGUCUCAUUCAUGUGGUUGACAUGGACACGAUUGACUUGUCCAACCUCAAUCGGCAGUUUCUUUUCAGGCCUAAAGAUGUCGGCCGACCAAAAGCAGAAGUGGCCGCUGACUUCAUUAACAGUCGCAUCCCUGGGUGUAAAGUUGUACCACACUUCAAAAAAAUCCAGGACUUUGACGACUCCUUCUACAGGCAGUUCCACAUCAUCGUGUGUGGGCUGGACUCCAUCAUCGCCAGGCGAUGGAUGAACGGCAUGCUGAUAUCCCUCCUGAGCUAUGAAGAUGGAAUACUGGAUCCCAGCUCCAUCAUCCCCCUCAUUGACGGAGGCACGGAAGGCUUCAAAGGAAACGCUCGUGUCAUUUUACCCGGCAUGACGGCUUGCAUCGAAUGCACUCUUGAGCUCUACCCACCCCAGGUUCACUUCCCCAUGUGCACCAUCGCGUCCAUGCCGAGGCUCCCCGAGCAUUGCAUUGAAUACCCCAGAAUGUUUCAGUGGCCCAAAGAAAAGCCGUUUGGAGAAACAAGUUUGGAUGGCGAUAACCCCGAGCACAUCCAGUGGAUAUUUGAGCGGGCGCUAGAGCGAGCCGCUCAGUUCAACAUCACCGGAGUCACGUACAGACUCACUCAAGGAGUUGUAAAGCGGAUCAUUCCUGCCGUGGCGUCGACGAAUGCCGUUAUCGCUGCCGCCUGUGCAAGUGAAGUUUUCAAAAUUGCCACCAGUGCUUAUAUUCCUUUAAGUAAUUACCUGGUCUUUAACGACGUGGACGGACUCUACACUUACAGUUUUGAAGCUGAGCGAAAGGACAACUGUUCAGCUUGCAGCCAGGUGCCACAAGACCUCCAGUUCCCGCCUUCUGCAAAACUACAGGAGGUCUUGGAGUACCUGACAGAGAAUGCUUCCCUACAAAUGAAAUCUCCAGCUAUCACUACAACUCUGGAAGGCAAAAAUAAGACUCUGUACCUGCAGUCUGUUAAAUCAAUUGAAGAACGAACAAGGCCAAACCUCUGCAAAACCUUGAAAGAGCUGGGCUUGUCGGACGGACAGGAAUUAGCCGUGGCGGACGUCACCACACCUCAGACGGUCCUCUUCAAACUCAAUUUCACUGCCUGAAAACCGCUUGGAACACAAAGCACUGACCUUUGGCUUUUUCAAUCACAAUGUUACUGUAGCGCAUCUGAUUAUAAGUGUAAAUAGGAAAAGUCAAUUCUCAUUAGUCAGAUAACAUUAAUAAUAUUGUUUACUUGUGCGUGGGUGCCCAUUGUAGAGUUCCUCCUGUCUAUCUAAUGAGAAUGACCAUGUAUUGUAAUGCAGAUUUAUUUCUGACUCAAUUGAUAAUCUGUGGUUUAGGUUUCAUUCAAUUUAUUCAAAUUGCAUCAGGUCAGCUUCAUAUUUUACCUUCUAAAAUUAUGUAGAAUUGAUGCUGAAAAUCAUUUAAAAAAAAAAAGAGUACUUUUGACGCAUGCUUCCCUCAAUAGUUUACAAUUUGUACACUCCAUAGCAACUAUAAUUUAAAAUUCCAAUACCACACCACUGUAUUGUCAGAGAUAUCGACUUAAAUUAAACAUGAAAUAAUGGAAACAA
This is a messenger RNA of Syngnathus typhle (broad-nosed pipefish), 1928 nucleotides long. It is a transcript of the gene uba3, whose product is annotated as ubiquitin-like modifier activating enzyme 3. Gene Ontology annotation, molecular function: NEDD8 activating enzyme activity. Lineage: Eukaryota; Metazoa; Chordata; Actinopteri; Syngnathiformes; Syngnathidae. The coding region runs from base 57 to 1457 and encodes 466 amino acids. Gene Ontology annotation, cellular component: nucleus; cytoplasm. Gene Ontology annotation, biological process: protein neddylation. The transcript has 18 exons. The record is from RefSeq and is a predicted model, not a curated record.